Notothenia coriiceps (black rockcod) is the source of this 3744-nucleotide messenger RNA. RefSeq names its product hippocampus abundant transcript 1 protein-like. The transcript has 5 exons. The record is from RefSeq and is a predicted model, not a curated record. Bases 128 to 688 code for a protein of 186 amino acids. Lineage: Eukaryota; Metazoa; Chordata; Actinopteri; Perciformes; Nototheniidae.
CUAACUUGUGUUAUCUGAAUGCUCUCACCCUCAGGUCAUAAGCUUCACACCAGAGACAGUCGCUGCCUUUAUCGCUGUCGUGGGGAUCCUCUCAAUAAUAGCCCAGACGGUGGUGUUGGGGGUCCUGAUGCGCUCCAUCGGGAACAAGAACACCAUCCUGCUGGGCCUGGGCUUCCAGAUCCUCCAGCUGGCGUGGUACGGCUUCGGCUCUCAGCCCUGGAUGAUGUGGGCUGCUGGAGCGGUGGCAGCCAUGUCGAGCAUCACCUUCCCCGCCAUCAGCGCCAUCGUGUCCCGCAACGCAGACCCCGACCAACAAGGAGUUGUCCAGGGGAUGAUUACUGGAAUCCGGGGCCUCUGUAACGGUUUGGGCCCCGCUCUUUACGGUUUUGUCUUCUACCUGUUCCACGUGGAGCUGACGGACCCAGACGGAACCGAGAAAGGUGGCAAACCAAACAUGGCCAACCCCACUGAUGAGAGUUCCAUCAUCCCAGGCCCCCCCUUCCUGUUUGGUGCGUGCUCCGUGCUGCUGUCCCUGCUGGUGGCGCUGUUCAUCCCGGAGCACACGGGGCCCGGCGGGAGGCCCGGGGCCUACAAGAAGCACAGCAACGGGGCCCAGAGUCACUCCCACAGCCCCCAGGGCAGCGGGGCCGAGGGCAAGGAGCCGCUGCUGGAGGACAGCAGCGUAUAACCACAUCUCCGGGGGGCAGAAAGCUCCAACCAACCAAACACACACACGGACUGAUACACACAUUUCACCACAUGGACACACACUCACCUCAGGCACACAUCAGACUCAAGUGCCACCAAGAGGUGUUUGUGUCCACGGCACAAAAAGUGGGCACCCCUAACUUAGUGGCCCUUUUCUUUCUUUCUUUUUUAAAGCAGGGUAUAGGGAAGACUCUCAAAGCGCCCCGUUAUAAAGAAAGAGAGUGCGUUGAGGAUCAUUUGCUUUGGGCUGCAGUGGAAAGGUGUGUGACCCGGUUGAGCUGGACUCUUAUCCUUGGUUUCUAUUAAAGCAGUGACAGAGAGCGAACAACAGCUUGCACCCCCCCUUCUCCUGGUGCAAAACCAACCAGGGUGUUUUUGUUUUGGUCAAACGUUACUAAAUCCCUGUGUGAUAAUUCAUGUUCCUCUGAAGCCAGUGAAGUGGCAACUUUGCUUGUCCAACGAGGGUUUAACAAACAGAUCGUUGAGCACUUGUCUAAGCUAACCUCUGAUUGGAUGCUUGUGAUGCAGCUCUGUUAAAGUCUCUGGAGAAGUGAACUCAGAUCUUACUCUGAAUGCACAGCAGAAACCUGCGAGGGGAGUCUCUGUUGGAGAGCGCUGCCUAAUCAAGGUCAGGAUGGGUCAACCAGUUCCGAUAUAAAAAGCUUCGUAAGACCACACUUUGUCGCAACAUCCCACUUCUUACAGAGAGAGGUGGGAGAGAGACUACUUUAUUAGCAGAAACUGUUUCUUAAUGUUUACUUGCCAUUCUCUAGAUUAGUAGUACAGUUUGGGUUGUAUAUUUUCUCCGUUAGAAACUGAAGGCUAGUUGUGCUUCAAGUUUUUAUUCAAGAAACAAAUGUUGCCUCGAAGUGACUUAAUAUAUAUAUAUAAAUAUAUAUAUUAAUUAUGUAACCUGUAUGAAGACCGAGGUCUGAGAAGGCUCUGUAAUCUUUACGCUAUCGCUCCCAUCGGAGCCGUUACACACUUUUUAUUCCUCCUGUUUUCAAGCCCACGUUAAUUUGUUUCCGGACAUUUAUCACCAUCAUGGUCAAGGCUUACAAAAAAACUGGUUUUUUAAUUUCAUAAGCUUCUGGAACAUUUGUAGCUAGAGAGGAGUCGCUAUCAGGAUACAGAGUCUUUGAAUUCAUAUCAUUAGGUUGAACAGAAUAUCACUCGUGCUGCUGCAGUAGAUCAUUCAAAGGUUAAGUGUGAUGUAAUGAGCAAUGAAACGGUUUCACAGAACCCCUGGCGCUUAAUGUAAUCUUCAUACAGUCAACAGGCACUGCAUAUUUCCCAAAUUGUAAUUAACAGAUGGUAGACAUUUCAGAUGUGAAGCAUCUCAAGGAACUGGCUUUUAACUCGCAAUUGUGUAGGCAUCCGAUUCUCCACAAAAGGAGCGGUUUGGUUAUUGUCAGACCGGUGUGUGCACUUUAACCCGCACCACCUUUAGGAAAACAAAUUUGUAGCCAAACAAAUAAUUGUUGCCCCCCUACAGGCUAGGAAGGAAACAGCUGCUUAGAGUUUAGCAGAUGUGACCGCUGCAGGUGGUUUUAAAAUAUCCACCAAAAAACAUGCUAACUGAAAAACUCAAACUAUUCCAUCAUAAAGUGUCUCGAGGAUCAAGUUCCAAUGUAUUCAUUCAUAAAAACAUGGAAAUAACAGUGUUCACAUCCUAGUAAACCAAAGCAAAUAUAGAAAAUAAAUUCCCAUGAGUUUAAAACAACACAAAACAACCUUUCAAACAGAAUGAAAAAAAAAAACAGAAUUAGAAUAUGAGUUUUGAUCCUGCCUCCUACCCCCUAGUAUACAUUCAAAUUAAGCAGCCUGUGAUUUUGAAUCCAUUCCUUGGUCGACGCCUCACCCUUAAACAGGUUUUAGUCAAAUCGAGCCAGUGGUUUUUGCACAUCGGCAUAUCUGUCAGCUGUUACCUUUCCAGCCAAUAGGUGGCUCAGGUUCAACAUGACCCUCAGAAACUGUUGCAGCUCCAUGAUCCAAUGAUUUAGAUCUACACCUAUUUUGGGGUGUUUCAUCAGUGACACUGUGAUCCCUUUUGUUCACAAACUGCACGAGAAAAUGAUCCUAGAAGUUCAUUUAUAAAUGCCUCGGGUGCAUUUAAAUCAAAGCCUGACACGGACUCGAAGCUAAGUGGGUGUGACGCUGUCUAACAUCUAUCUGAAGAGAAAUGUUCGUCUUAUAUUUUGUGCCAAAUGUUUUAUUUUUCUUGGUUUGCUUUUUCAUACAGUGUGUGUGUGUGUGUACGUGUGCUUGCUCACUUGAGUGAUUUGAAUAUUUUCUUUUGUGUGUCUUAAUUUCUUUGGCUGAAGAUUUAAGUUUUAGUGCUCAAACUUCAUCUGAUCAUUUUUAGGAAUCUUUUGGUUAGAUGGUUAAUCUGUUCAGUUUCAAUCUUCAAUUAACAACAAGCAUUUCACUGUGUGUAGUUACAUUUGAUAUUAGUCCCAGAUUGAUCAGUAGAUAACAAGUCACUGAAUGUUUGAAGCCAAGUUGUACAUGUUGACCACACUAUACCCUCAACAUUUUGACUUAACCUGUCCUAGUUUUUAUUAUUUCAGAAGGGGAGUUACUAGACAGGAGGCCAUCGGUGUCGAUUUAUUCUCUAAAUAUCAUAUAGUUCUUUAUCAUUUAUUGGACCAACACAUUGGUAAACAAUUCAGAUCCUACACAAAUUGGUAAGAUUCUGCACCAGCCCAUGUGCACCCGUACAUUUUCCAAGCAGAAGACUGUAAAUGUACAAACGUCACCUGUACGUACAGCUAAUGUAUAUAUCUAUCGCUCAAGGAGACGGCCACCUCUUGGUCUAUUUGGUUGUAUGGUGCAAUUAUUAUUCUAUAUUUCUCAAGAUUUACCUGCUAGCCACUCCUGUUUUUAGUACGAUGUGGUUUGUGGCCUGAACCCCCCUCUCUGUGUGCCUAAAAUUAGCCAAGAAAUGAGUAUGGCAACAUAAGUAAAUGGUGGUUAUUAUGUAAAUAUGGGAAACUAAUGACAAACUAUUUAUUAAAGGUUUAUUGUACAAUGAAA